This is a messenger RNA of Paramecium octaurelia, 204 nucleotides long. The record is from the annotation of a GenBank genome assembly. NCBI's taxonomy places the organism in Eukaryota, Ciliophora, Oligohymenophorea, Peniculida, Parameciidae.
AUGCAAAAUUAAAUUAUCAUAAAUAAUUUUGUACAAUAAAAUAUUUGUUACGCAUUAUUGAGUUUAAAAACAUUAUCGCCCAAUAUAUUUUAUAUUUAAAACCCUCUCUAAUUCAAUAAUAAAUAUAUUAGCCUAUUAGUAUCUUCGGAAGAAACUUAAGGAAUAUUACUUUGCAUUUUCAAACUUUAAACUCAGAUAUUCUGA